AUGGUAGCCACUGUUAAACAAAUGUCUUUGAUUGUGUCAGCCUUUGGCAUCAUGUCAUUCAUUUUAGGGGUUAUUGGAGAAAACAAGAAGCCUGCAGCUGGAAAAGCAAUACCUAAUGUUGAUGGUGUUUCUGUUACGUGUCAGUAUCCAUAUGAUCCAACGGUUGUGUUAGGGUUUCUUUCUGCAAUAUUUCUUAUUGCAUCAAGUGUGGUUGGGUAUCUCUCUCUAUUUUACCCUUACAAUGGAAAGUCUAUUCCACAAGGAACUUUGUUAAAACACACUUCUUUCGCAAUAUUCUUAAACGUCGCAUUGUUUACUACUGGAUUAGCUGCAAUGGCUAUAUUAUGGCCAACGAUCACCGAACAUAUUCACUUGACUCGCAAUGUGCACCGUGAUGUUAACUACGAAUGUCCUACGGCUAAAACAGGUAUACUUGGAGGUGGUGCAUUUCUAUCUCUUGACUCGUCGCUUCUUUGGUUGGUUGCACUUAUGCUAGCUGGUAAUGCUCGUGAGGAUUUUUUUGAAGAACAAGGAAACAAAAAGGAAUCUAAUGUUGAAGUUGAUGUAAGCGAUUGA
This is a messenger RNA of Lathyrus oleraceus (garden pea), 576 nucleotides long. RefSeq lists its product as uncharacterized. The record is from RefSeq and is a predicted model, not a curated record. Lineage: Eukaryota; Viridiplantae; Streptophyta; Magnoliopsida; Fabales; Fabaceae. The coding region runs from base 1 to 576 and encodes 191 amino acids. The transcript has 3 exons.